CAACCUUCGGUGACCAUGGGCCACCAGGCUGCAGAAGUGCCAGACCCACUGGUCUGCGCAGCGGCAUCUUUGAAUGAAGGGGUGCUCGAGUCCACCGCUAUGGACGAAAGCGACAGUGGUUCGUCAACCACAGCAAGGAUGGGACUUGCAUUGGAGGCGACUGCAUCAGGCAGUGCUGUUUCGCCUGCUGCAGCACACACAGGGCCACCUCAAGCAGAUGAGCUCUUUUGUGUUGUCAAUGGACAGGUACUGGUUGGUGAAAGCCUCCACAUGCCUGAAAAUAAGUGGCAAUACAUAAUGAAGUCCAGAGGAGAUGCAAAAUGCGUGCUGGAUGUAGCCAGGCAUCUGUGGGCCCCAGCAGAAGCUGGCGAAAGAAGCCUGACUGGGCAAGCUUGCCGGACGAUGUCCGAAUCAUCCGGCAAGCUGGCGGCAACACCAGCGAAAGUGGAUGCUGUGAAGAACUGCCUGGAGAAGUAUGUGGCCAUGCAUCCUUCGGGGCCAGCAGCACCACCUGCGGAACACCGUGUUGCAGCUGUGCGAAAACACCUGCGAAGCUUUUUUACUGAAGCUGCCCGACAGGGAAAGAGAGUCCGUCAGCCGAAAAGAGCAGAGGCCUCCCUGCCAGAUGGCCAAUAAAAAUGUUUGUCACAUAUAACAGUAUACAUAUUUAUUCCAUACGGCAGAUGAACACGUAGCUGCAUACUUAGUCACAUGUAGAUACAGGCUGCACACUUCGCACGACUGAAGACUGCAUGAAUAUAGACUAUCAUAAGCUUUUCAAGUGCACUUGCUGCUCAUUCAAUGCAUUGCAUACCUUGCUCUUGACCCGCUGUGCCCAUCAGUCACCCAGCACGCCACCCGGCACCCAGCACGCCACCCGGCACCGAGCACGCCACCCGGCACCCAGCACGCCACCCGGCACCCAGCAUCGCCACUCGGCAUCCAGCAUCGCCACCCGGCACCCAGCACGCCACCCGUCACCCAGCAUCGCCCAGCAUGCUACCCGGCACCCAGCAUCACCCAGCAUGCUACCCGGCACCCAGCAUGCCACCCGGCAUCCAGCAUGCCACCCGGCAUCCAGCAUCACCCAGCACGGCACCCAGCAUGCUACCCGGCACCCACCAUGCCCAACACCCAGCAUACCCACUACCAUAAUCCACCAUUAUGAUGGAUGAUGGAUUCCGUUAUGCCCAGCAUCGGGCAAAUUUUCAAUAGGGGAGUUAGCGCAUGGUCUUGAAAAUUGCACGGCUUUGUCGGUACUGGAUUUGAUGCUUAUUACAGCGAUUCCUACGUCCGUCCGUCCAUCCGUUUGUCGGUGGCCUGUACGCCGAAAGCUCCUCCGGCGCAGCCCCAUGCGCCUACGCAAAAAAAAAAAAAAAAUAACAAGAUAGAGAAAGAGGGGUGCGCUUAGCUAACACCACCUAAAUAGCACAAGGCCUGUUCACUCUGAUCCAUGAGGUCACGCUACCUGGCUCGAAAUAUCAAUUGAGAAGGCUGGCGUGAUGAAACGGCGGCGUCAAAAUUACUGCUGCCUACUCGGAAGCAACCCCAUUAGAUUCUUUGGCAGUCAGGCCAGGUAACAGGACGUCAUGGAUGGGAGUGAAAAGACCUUGUGCUAUCUAGGUGCUGUUGGAUUAGCUGCGCCAGUAGUGACGUCGCUGCUCACCGUCGCAGCCGAGAGCGUGUGCAGGAGUUUCUGGCUCCGAAAUGGGUAGGCCAUGCGUAAUACGUGCUCAUGAGGAUGAGGCAGCUUUCGAUCAGCAACGCCGUGAGUGGAACCGGGAACGAGCUCGUCUACGCCGUGCCGAUGCUGCAGCCCGCGGGCACCAGAACAGGCUUGUGCAGCCGAGCGCAAGCAGCAACUGCGUACGGAGGGACCGGCCGCCGACCAAGCCGUCGUUUAAUGAACCGUCGGGAUUAACCAAGUGAUAAACACCGGAGCUGCAUGUUUCAGCUUUGCUGGUUAACCACCAUGUAUGAAGUGCUUUGGUGGUGAUUUUGUUCGCACGGUAAGUGAAGCUUCACGGAAACAAAGUUAUACAGUGCCGACCAGUACGCCGGGGUACGUGCAGCAAGCCCGUUGACCGUAUCCACUACGUGCGACCAUCAGCCGUCUGAUGUGCGCGCACACGUAUGUUUCUUCAACAGCUGCACAAAACACGGACUCUGCUUAGAGAAGACGAGCCCCGAAAGAACAGCGUUGAACUGGCAGCUAACAAUUAGUGGAAGCACAUGAAUAAUCUGUUUUGUUGCUGUGCGAAGAAAACGGAGACAACACACGUGAUACAAACUGCACAUGUGCUGUGUACUUCUUUGGUUGUUCCCUUUUUUUCUGACAAAGUAAGAAGAUGACUUCGUACAAGUUCGCCCGACUUUCAAUCCGUUUAGCAUAUGAAGAAUAUAUAUGCACAACUCGUUAAAAUCGCGGAUACGUGAACGUACAUGACGGGAACACAGGAAAAAUGAAAAGAAAAUGAAAUAGGCGAGCUGACGAAACCAAGCUCUUUCAAACUUUCAAACUUUAUUUCGCAUUUUCCUUUGCACAGAAAAAGAAAAUGCAAGGGCAGGAACAAAAAGCUGCACAAUCGCAGCUUGACGAGGUUCCUGUCCCCUGUCUUUGACAAACAGUUGCAGAAUAUUCACAAAGAAAAUCAGUUACAUAUGUGCAAAAACAAUUUCAUAUUAUACAGAUAUGAUAUUCACAGCAGAACAUUUAUGACAUCUGUAUACAUAUAUUCGCAUGCGCAUCUACACCAACCCAGCAUCUAUACAUAUUUGCGUCUGUACAUGUAGGCAUACAUCUGUAUACAGAAAAAAGUGGAGGAAAAAAAAUCAUGCACAAAUGACAAGGAACACCUGUACAGAAACGCUUUAAAAUACCAAAAAGUCAACUCAAUGUAACGGCAAUGUUCAGCGGAACAAAAAAAAUAAAAAAAUAAAAAAAUGCGGAACGAUGGAAAAGCGAGGUGUGGAACCAUGCUAAAAAAUAAAAUGAAUAAAAAAAGAAAAA
Molecule: messenger RNA, 3010 nt
Organism: Dermacentor andersoni
Lineage: Eukaryota; Metazoa; Arthropoda; Arachnida; Ixodida; Ixodidae
Source: RefSeq, a predicted model, not a curated record